This is a messenger RNA of Oppiella nova, 1731 nucleotides long. Lineage: Eukaryota; Metazoa; Arthropoda; Arachnida; Sarcoptiformes; Oppiidae. The record is from the annotation of a GenBank genome assembly.
AUGGCGUUCCCUCUGGAGGAGUCGUCGCCACUGAAUUCCGAGCAAAGAGUGUCACUCAUGGGAUCAGUUCCUGGCGAAGGGGUUCAGUCGACACCACCCGCCCCGGCGGACCCCACCAGCGAGUCGCCGGUGACGACCACAUCCACGCCCACCACCGAUGAGUCUCCGGCGAUGACCACCGAAGACAGUGAUAAGAAGUCGGUGAUGGACGACAUGGAGGGCCAAAAUGGCGACAAUCAGGGGAUUAUUAUCGCCGGCGCUGAUGAUGAGGACGACAAGAGUGGUAGUGAUGGCGAGGAAAAGACUAACCCGAGGCUCGUAUUCAUCGAGCGAUUAAUGGGUUUACAUCUGACGGCUCCUCUCAAUGGCCAGAAAGAGGAGGAAAGGGAUGAUAACAGUGCGGCCGAUGCCGAGCCUCCCAUGCCUUUCAGCAUGGAUGGCAACCGAAAUCCUUUCGACAAAGUGAACGCCAAAUGGGCCACAAGAAUGAGAAAGUUCUCGAUCCCACUGAUGCAACAGCAGCCCUCCCCUCCUGAGACACCCAACCCCCUGCUCAGAGUGGCUGCCGCAGCCAUGAUGACCAGGCUGUUAGCCGCGGCCGCCCGCGCCCACCAUAACGGUCCAAUGAUGGCUAAGGAUAAGGACGACGACGCGGAGGACGAGACGGUUCCCAUCCUAUUGGCGAGUAUGCGCUCGGAUGAGGCCCGGGAGCCACCCAUGUAUGGCCGACCGAUGCCCAGACCCCCUAUGAUGCGCCCACCCAUGAGGCCGCCCAUAAAAAUCGUAGGCCAACCCCAGCAGCGUAUGGCGUCCAUCGCUAUCCCGCAGCGCCUAUACUCCGCCCAAAUGAUGGCCCCCCAGAGGUCGUCACCGGUGGUCCAGCAGCGAGCGGCAGCCCUCCCGCCCUACCAGCCGGUGCUCGUGAUGCUGGCCCACGUGCCCGUCCCCAUGCAAAUGGCUGAGUCCCGUAUGGGUGGUGGGCCCGACCACGUGAGCCAAUACUACGCCCCACAGCAGCAUUCAAUGCCAAUGUACCCACAAGUGCCGUAUGCCCUCCCACUCGGAUACCAUCCGAUGCAGCGCCAGGUGGUGGAGGUGCCAACCCCUGUCCACAUGCCGAUCCCUGUGGCAUCCUAUCAUAGACCCGUAUACCAGUCCCCAUACCAGUCCUCAUACCAGUCCAACUACCAGAGCGGCGCCGGGCCUACCGUUCAAUACCAGCGCCAGUCGUCGCGACCCGUGAUCGAGAUCCCCAUAGAGAUCCCGAUCCCGGUGCACGUGCCGGUGCCCGUGUCAUACCAGGGUGGGCAGCAACAGUCGCCUACCGGUGCCGAUCACGACGCCAGCGCCUCGGAGGCGGCCGAACAGGUGGCGAUCGUGUACUACGACCCGGACAACAGUGCCGGCGGUGAUGAGGGCCAGGAGGGGGUCGACCACUACGAGCCCCACACGAGUGAGAGUCACGAGAACGCCUACGCUAUGCCCCCAAAGGGUUUCCAAUUCAUGUCGCGACCCCUGCCGGGCAUCCAGAGCGCGACUAAACUGAGACUCUGGAGGGAAUACGUCGGCGCCAAACACGCCGCCCAACCCGGCGUUAGGUAUAUCCCGGUGUCGGUGAACGGUGGAGGUGCUGAUGAGGGCCAACAUACCGGCGCUAAUAUGGAUGGUAGCGAUAGUCAGCAGCAAUCGGGCGAUCAGUCGGAAGGGACGGCUGAGUCUCACUCGCAGCCG